Molecule: messenger RNA, 1893 nt
Organism: Cladophialophora yegresii CBS 114405
Lineage: Eukaryota; Fungi; Ascomycota; Eurotiomycetes; Chaetothyriales; Herpotrichiellaceae
Exons: 3
Coding region: 1-1893 (630 amino acids)
Molecular function (GO): long-chain fatty acid transmembrane transporter activity; long-chain fatty acid-CoA ligase activity
Source: RefSeq, a predicted model, not a curated record
AUGUCUCUCGCAACGGCAGCGGCGGUCGCCGCCGGCAGCUGGGCCACAGCUGCGUAUCUAGACGCAAAGUUCCACCUUCGAAAGGACCUCGAAUUCCUCGGCCGAAUGAGGCGCGGCGCAAGGGAGUAUGAGCGCGUGGUCAGCGAGGACAAGGUGUGCAUCUGGUACGCUCUAGAGGAGCAGUGCCAGAAGAGUUGGAACAACCGCGCAAUCUGGACGCGGGAAGGAAUCUACACCUUCGGCCAACUGUACGAGGAAAGCCUCCGAUAUGCCCAGUGGAUGCUCGAGCAGGGCGUCAAACCCGGUGACCUGGUCGCCAUGUACAUGACGAACUCGGCGCACUUCAUGUUCGUCUGGUUCGCGUGUACGGCGGUCGGCGCGGCUCCGGCAUUCAUCAACUACAACCUCGAAGGGAAGGCGCUGAUGCACUGCCUGGACGUCUGUCAGUCGAGACUGUUGAUCGUCGAUGGGGACGCGGGCUGCCAAAAGAGGAUCAGCCAGAGCAAGGCCGAGAUCGAGGCUCGAGGCACCAAGAUUGCCGUCCUCGACAGCAGUUUACAGGAGGAGAUCGGUGCAAGGCCCGUGGUCAGACCUGGCGAUGAGCUUCGGAAAGGCACCAAAGGCAGCUUCCCGUACUGUCUGAUAUACACCAGUGGAACCACCGGUCUUCCCAAAGGCUGCGCCUUCACCUUGCAAAGAGUCUACGCCAUGAAUGGCCAUAAGCAACCCAUAUGUGGCGGCAUUCCCGGCAAAGACCAAUGGUACAAUGCCAUGCCUCUAUACCACGGCACCGGCGCCAUUUCGUCGUCGACCUCGCUGCUUCAGGGUUUGUCGAUUGCCAUUGCGCCGAAGUUUUCUGUCUCACGGUUCUGGAACGACGUUCACGACUCCGGGUCAACCUUCUUCAUCUACGUAGGGGAGACGGCGCGGUACCUCCUCAACGCGCCGCCUCAUCCGCUCGAACGAAAACACAACAUCCGCUGCGCCUACGGCAACGGGCUACGGCCCGACGUCUGGGAGAAGUUCCAGACGCGCUUCAACAUCCCCGAAGUCGGCGAGUUCUUCAAUUCCACCGAGGGCAUAUUCAGCCUGUUGAACUACGACAGGGGUCCCUACCUGCGCGCCUGUGUGGGCCACCACGGGCUGAUUAUGCGACUGAUGCUCCGCAACACCUACAUCCCCGUGCGUAUCGACCACGAUACGGGCGACGUCUGGCGGGACCCGAAGACGGGCUUCGCACAACGAAUGCCCUACGAGGAAGGCGGCGAAAUGAUCGUCGCCGUCCCGAGCAAGGAAGCAUUCCAGGGCUACUGGCGCGCCCAAGCCGCCACAGACAAGAAGUUUUGUACCGAUGUGUUCAAAAAGGGGGACAUCUACUACCGCUCCGGGGACGCCCUGCGAAGAGACCCCGACGGCAAAUGGCACUUCCUCGACCGUCUGGGCGACACCUUCCGGUGGAAGUCCGAGAACGUGUCCACGGCCGAGGUGGCACUGACGAUAGGCCAGUACCCCGGCAUUGCCGAGGCCAACGUCUACGGCGUGCUGGUGCCCAACCACGAAGGCCGCGCAGGCUGUGCGGCCAUCCAUCUCGACCCGAACCACACGGGGGCUCCAGCCGAUUACAACGACCUGCUGAAAUACUUGCGGGCGCGCCUACCUCGAUACGCGGUCCCGGUGUUCCUGCGCAUCGUCAGGGAGAGCACGCACAUCCACAACCACAAACAGAAUAAAGUCCCGCUGCGGAAGGAGGGGGUCGACCCGAAACUCAUCGGCACAGAAGCGCCCGAGGGCAAGGGCGACGCGUUCCUGUGGGUGCCUCCCAAGGGCGAUCACUAUGUGCCGUUCAGGCCGGAGGAUUGGGAGAGGUUGGUCAACGGACAAGCCAGAUUAUGA